Molecule: messenger RNA, 1131 nt
Organism: Plasmodium cynomolgi strain B
Lineage: Eukaryota; Apicomplexa; Aconoidasida; Haemosporida; Plasmodiidae
Exons: 1
Source: RefSeq, a predicted model, not a curated record
AUGAAAAAGAUAAUCCACAUUUCGUUUUUCUUCCUCUCCCUGCUGAUACUUACUCGUGAGUACAAACUGACAAGCGGAAAAAUUACGAGUCACGCUCGUGGCAAUUUAACAAUCGGUUCAGUAGAUAGUAACUGGGUGAGUGAUGAGAAGGGCAUCAAAGAAUACAAAGAAAGCAAUGAUGAUGUAGAGGAGGAAGGGGAGAGUUUCAGAGAGGGUGGGUUGGGCACCCAUGUAGGGAGCAACGAAACGGAGGAAGGUCCCUUGGAUGAGGGGGGUGACACCGACGUUGUGGAAAAUCAGCAGCAUGAAGAAAGUGUUAACUCUGCGGAUGUGCCAACCUCAGGGGGAGAUGGUGAAGUGGACGAUGAAGAGGUAGACGGUGAGGAAGUGGACAAUGAGGAAGUGGACGGUGAGGAAGUGGACGAUGAGGAAGUGGACGGUGAGGAAGUGGGCAAUGAGGAAGUGGACGGUGAGGAAGUGGACGGAGACUUGGUGGAUACAGACGUGGUGGAUACAGACAUGGUGGACGACGAUGAAGAGGUAGAGCACGAGCAGAUCGAUUACGAACAGGUGGACGAUGACGCGGGAGACGAUCCCAAUUGGGACGAAACGCACGAGUCAGCACCAACCGAGGCAGAAAGCGCGGGGCGAAGCAGACCUUAUCACCAUAGAAAAAACGAGACAAAUGAUGAGGAACAGGGAAACAUCGAUAUGGAUGCAGUAAAAAUGGAGACGCAUAAACGGAGUGGCGGAGACUCAGGGAGACAAAACAAUGCCAUGCCUGUGGAUGCAAACCAUCUGGAAGGGGCAAACGAGGAAGGCGAAGAAGAAAAGUAUCCAGAUGGUGGAAGCAGCACUGGGGGUGUGGACAGAGAAAGUGGGGAAAGCACCCCCUUAGAAGGUAAAGAAGUGGGCAAUAUAGACGAGCAGGACGAUGAAGAAGAAGACGGAGGAGAAACGAAAGAACCGGAAGAAGGGGGAGAAGAAGAACGCUCAGUUCCAACAAGUGAUGCCAAGGCACACGAUCUGCUUAUCGGAGAUUAUAAAAAUGAGAAUGACAUUAAGAAGGAAGCCGGUGCUUUAGUCGAAAGGAUGAUUAAAAUGCUGGAUGAAAGCGGAAGGGAUAAUGAG